This is a messenger RNA of Triplophysa rosa, 2318 nucleotides long. It is a transcript of the gene ngs, whose product is annotated as notochord granular surface. The coding region runs from base 701 to 2299 and encodes 532 amino acids. Gene Ontology annotation, cellular component: sarcolemma; intermediate filament; cell-cell junction. Gene Ontology annotation, biological process: skeletal muscle organ development. The record is from RefSeq and is a predicted model, not a curated record. NCBI's taxonomy places the organism in Eukaryota, Metazoa, Chordata, Actinopteri, Cypriniformes, Nemacheilidae. The transcript is spliced from 10 exons.
AUUCAGGUCAAACAACAAUUGACUUUUCGUGUAUUUGUCUUUUAUCUAUACAUUUAGCCUAUGUCAACAUUUCACUGCUCUGUAUGUAUUUAAUUCUACAUUUUUAUUUAUUCGUUUAUUUAUUUACACAUUUUCUGUCUUAUGCGGCCUCUUUCUGAGGAUAGCAUUGUUAAAUUUAAUGUAGUAUGUCUAUUUAUAAUCAUGUUUUACUAGUAAUAUCAUUUUAAUUAUGUUAAUACAAUAUAAUGUAAACUUACAGGCCUCCUACAUAUGUAUCAUUUUACGUAUUAGAAUAUUAUUAGUACAUUUAGUCAUUUAUUUUAACAAAUAGUUACUAAAUCAAUAACAUGUAAUAAAUUAUAAUAACCUAAUUAGCCUAUAUGAGCAUGCACCAUCUCGAUGAAAUCAUCAGCCCUUUCAAUCCUUAAGGUUUAAGACAGUUUUAGUGCAGAGAAUUUCAUUAUUAAGGCACUGGGGCUUGCCAUCUACAUUAGGAGAGCACACUCCUCUAUUUUUUGCUCUUCGCGGUGUCCCGUCAGAUAGUUGAGCUCAGGGUUCGACCAUGGUUCUACAUUCCUUAUCCAGGGGGCCGGAUCACAAGAGCAGGUAUAAAAGCUUCAUCAUGAAUUAGUGCGCACAGAAAGUGACUCUCCUUUCCUCUGUCAUCUCUGAAGAGCCGUACGAACCCGCCAACAUCACCAUGAGUCGCAGUCCAGAAAGGAUGUCAUCGUACCGCCGUCACUUUGAAGGUGGCAUGUCCUGCUCUUCCACGCUCCAGGUGCGCGUGUCCAGCCCGUCACCCACCCGCGGGACCGCGCGCCAUCGCUCCGCAAGUUACAGCCGCAGCGGGACACUGGGGCGCGGGGCGCAGUCUGCAACCCGCAGGUCACGCAUGACCAGCAGUGUGAGUUUGGGAGCGCUGUGUCUGGGGCUUGCCGGACGUGGUGUGGACCUGGAUGCCGCAGCUGCCGAGAACCAGGCAUUCCUGAGCACUCGGACCAGCGAGAAAAAGGAGAUGAUUGCCCUCAAUGAUCGUCUAGCUGUCUACAUUGAGAAGGUGCGCUCUCUGGAGCAAAGCAACAAACUUCUGGAAGCUGAGAUUGAUGCCAUCAAGGGCCAAUAUGUGAAGCCCUCAGGUCUGCGAAAGCUUUAUGAGGACCAGCUGAGGGAGCUGAAGAGAAUUGCAGACCAAAUGAAAGUUCAGAGGGAGCUGGCACUUGCAGCACGGGAUGCCAUGGCCGGUCAGCUAGAAAUGCUGAAGGUUAAAUAUGAGGAAGCUGUGGAGGCACGGAAGAAGGCAGAGCUUGACAUAGAGGCUUUCAGACCGGAUGUAGAUGCUGCAACGUCUUCCCGAAUCGCCUUGGAAAGGCGUCUGGAAAACCUGGAGGUGGAGCUUGAGUUCUUGCAGAGAAUUCACAAAAAGGAAAUUGAGGAGUUGAUGGCCCAGAUUUAUGGAGGCGUCGCUAAAGUGGAUGUGGCCUUCUCAUUGCCUGAUCUGGCCAACGCCCUCAAACAGAUACAGGCACAAUAUGACAGCAUCGCCGCACAAAACCUGCAGGAAAUGGAUGCCUGGUAUAAAACAAAGUUUCAAGAUCUUAACAAAGUAACAUCACGGCACGUGGAAUCGGCGAGGAGCGUCAGGGAGGAAAUCACCGGCUACAAGAAAGAGAUGCAAAAUAAGCAGAGAGAGUUGGACGCCCUUAAAACAAGGAACGAAGCUCUGAUGCUCCAGGUCCAGGAAGCCCAAGAGAGAUACAAGAGAGAGGAGGAGGAGCUAAAGGUUCGUAUAGAGAAACUUAAAGAGGAGCUGAAGUCUUUUAAGGGGAAGAUCGCACUGCUGCUGAGAGAAUAUCAGGAACUGCUCAAUGCAAAGAUGGCGCUGGAGAUCGAAAUCACCACCUACAGGAAGUUGAUUGAGGGGGAGGACAGCCGAUUGUCUACCAUGGUGAGCAGUCUGUCACUCAUGAGCAGCACCAUUUGCUCAGGAUUGGUCAGCUCUGCUUCCGGGGUGGCGUUCGGCUCUACGGGGGUGGCAGCGGCUGGUGGCCGGGCGGUCGCUGGAGCGAUGAGCUCAGCUGUCUCCGAGAAGGUUGUGUCCUCCUCAAGCAGCUCAGAGAGCAAACAAGUCAACCACGACCAUCACGAGUCCGUAGAAGAGUUCACCCAGGAACAGGCCGUGGAGAUGACGGAGAGGAAAACAGUCCUCAUCAGAACAGUUAAGACAGAUGAAGACAUGAUUCAAAGGGACACGCAUGAACGCACCAUCACCAUUUCUGGCGCGGCAGAUGAGAAUGACUGAAGUAGACCCCUGAGUCCCG